AUGCCAGAACAGCAACAGCCGAGACCCCAGCUCAGAGGGAACCAGUGCAACAUGGCAGACAUAAUGCAGAGGAUUUCCCUUUCAAAACCACCCGUGAACGAGGGGAUGUACAGAACUUUGUAUAUGAUGGAUUACAAGCCAUAUGCCGACUAUCACUACCAGCCGCCCACAAUGGAUGCCUCACAGAAACUGAAACUGGAAGCCCAGCUGAAGGCCAAGGAGUUUGAAAGGCCUGUUGAGCAUGAACCUGUGAAAUAUGUUGAAGGACCUGGCUGUCAAGAAGUCCAACCACCUUAUCCUACAAGAAUGGAUGGGAGGUUGUCAAAAGGCCAGGAGGCUUCACCGUUCCUACCGUUCCAAGAAGAUCAACGGAACUACUAUCUUCCUCUAGAGCCAGUUGCAGUCCAGCAAAUGGAAGGGGAGAAACUACCUCAGCAGACAGAUUCAUGUACUAUGCCAGGUAAUAUAGAGACUCCCUGCAUCAUGCAAGAACUAGGCCAGAAUUGGAACAACUAUCAACAAUUUCUCUUGGAAAAGCGGCGAGCUAAUCAAAUGCAACUUAAAGAAAUUAAGAAAAUGCACCUGGGAUCUUCUGUGUUUUCACCAGAUUUCAUCACCAGUACAAAUGCAAGUACUUACCAAAGAGAUUACAAAUAUUGGCCCAGAGUCCAGAGUGGAUAUUGUCGAGCAAACCGGAAUUUCUCCAACCUUCACUUUGAAGAUGGCUACUACAUUGAGAACCCCUGGACGUCAGAAUACAUGGACAACUAUAAUAUUUUCUUGAGGAAGCUGAACUGGAAGACUCGGAACCCAGUGUCAUCUUUCUGUUCAGCAAUAAAACCCAUACCCCGCCUCUCUCAUGGGAUGUCCUCACAGACACCAAUAGCAGUGAACACAGCACCUUGAAAAUGUAGCCAUAAUGAUUACGUUCUACAAGCAACAUAGGAAACCAGCCUUGGACAUUUUGGCAUUGGACCUUGGAGACCUGAAGACCUUUUAUAUACCACAGG
Messenger RNA from Rhineura floridana, 1010 nucleotides. RefSeq lists its product as uncharacterized. The transcript is spliced from 8 exons. Lineage: Eukaryota; Metazoa; Chordata; Lepidosauria; Squamata; Rhineuridae. The coding region runs from base 1 to 906 and encodes 301 amino acids. The record is from RefSeq and is a predicted model, not a curated record.